CCUCCUCCUCCUCCUCGUCAAUCGUCAACCAUGUGUGGGAUACUUGCAGUUCUGGGUUGUUCUGAUGAUUCCCAAGCGAAAAGGGUUCGAGUGCUCGAGCUUUCUCGCAGAUUGAAGCACAGAGGGCCCGACUGGAGUGGGCUUUACCAACAUGGAGAUUGUUUUUUGUCUCAUCAGCGGUUGGCUAUAAUCGACCCCACUUCUGGAGAUCAACCUCUCUUUAAUGACGACAAGUCAAUUGUUGUAACGGUUAAUGGAGAGAUUUACAACCAUGAAGAGCUGAGAAAACGCCUGCAUAAUCACAAGUUCAGAACUGGUAGUGAUUGUGAUGUUAUAGCCCAUCUCUAUGAAGAGUAUGGAGAAGAUUUUCUGGACAUGUUGGAUGGAAUGUUCUCAUUUGUAUUACUGGAUACCCGGGAUAACAGCUUCAUUGUUGCUCGAGAUGCCAUUGGGAUUACUUCCCUCUACAUUGGUUGGGGACUUGAUGGAUCAAUUUGGAUUUCAUCCGAAAUGAAAGGUCUUAAUGAUGAUUGUGAACAUUUUGAGUGCUUCCCUCCCGGUCACUUGUAUUCGAGCAAGGCAGGUGGGAUGCGAAGAUGGUACAAUCCUCCUUGGUACUCAGAGGCUAUUCCAUCAACUCCAUAUGAUCCACUACUCGUCAGAAAAUCUCUUGAAAAUGCUGUAAUUAAGAGGCUAAUGACUGAUGUACCCUUUGGAGUUCUGUUAUCGGGGGGACUAGAUUCAUCACUAGUUGCCUCCAUUACUGCUCGCUAUUUUACUGGGACAAAGGCAGCCAAACAGUGGGGAGCACAACUUCAUUCCUUCUGUGUUGGCCUUGAGGGCUCCCCUGAUUUGAAGGCCGGAAAAGAGGUUUCUGAUUAUUUGGGGACCAUUCAUCAUGAGUUUCACUUUACAGUUCAGGAUGGUAUUGAUGCCAUUGAGGAUGUUAUCUACCACAUUGAAUCAUAUGAUGUGACGACAAUCAGGGCAAGCACCCCUAUGUUUCUUAUGUCCCGCAAGAUCAAAUCACUGGGAGUGAAGAUGGUCAUUUCUGGGGAGGGCUCUGAUGAGAUAUUUGGUGGAUACUUAUAUUUCCAUAAGGCACCAAACAAGGAAGAAUUCCACCGUGAGACAUGCCAUAAGAUAAAGGCCCUUCACCAAUAUGAUUGCCUGAGAGCAAAUAAAACAACUUCUGCUUGGGGUCUUGAAGCUCGGGUCCCUUUCUUAGAUAAGGAAUUCAUCAAUGUCGCAAUGAGUAUUGAUCCCGAGUGGAAGAUGAUAAAACCGGAUCAGGGACGAAUUGAGAAGUGGGUACUGAGGAAGGCCUUUGAUGAUGAAGAACAUCCUUAUCUGCCAAAGCAUAUUCUAUAUAGGCAGAAGGAGCAAUUUAGUGAUGGUGUUGGCUACAGUUGGAUCGACGGGCUUAAGGCUCAUGCCGCCAAACAUGUAUCGGAUAAAAUGAUGUGUAAUGCAAAGAAUAUCUUCCCACAUAAUACACCUACCACAAAAGAGGCUUAUUACUACAGAACUAUCUUUGAGAGGUUCUUCCCUCAGAAUUCAGCCCGUUUGACUGUCCCUGGAGGCCCAACUGUGGCUUGCAGUACUGCCAAAGCUAUUGAGUGGGAUGCAACUUGGUCGAACAAUCUUGACCCUUCGGGCAGGGCAGCAUUGGGAGUUCAUGCGUCUGCUUAUGAUCUGCAGUUACCCAAUGCAAAUGGGGUUGCAAAGGUACCAGCGAAAAUCAUUGACGAUAUUUCAAGAAUGGUGGAAGUGAGUGCUCAGGGACUCACAAUUCAAGGCUAAUAUCUUUGCAGAGAAGGAAUAAUUCAUACAAGAAUCUGAAGUUAGAUCAGCUAGUGUGUUUAGAAAUCUUUUUUACUUCUUUGGUGUGUAAAUCUAAUCAUCCAAUGUAGGAAAGGAAAAUUUAUGCAAGGUUGCACAAAAGAAUCUACAUUGUUGAUAUAUAUA
Messenger RNA from Telopea speciosissima, 1968 nucleotides. RefSeq names its product asparagine synthetase [glutamine-hydrolyzing]-like. The record is from RefSeq and is a predicted model, not a curated record. NCBI's taxonomy places the organism in Eukaryota, Viridiplantae, Streptophyta, Magnoliopsida, Proteales, Proteaceae. Gene Ontology annotation, molecular function: asparagine synthase (glutamine-hydrolyzing) activity. Bases 31 to 1803 code for a protein of 590 amino acids. Gene Ontology annotation, cellular component: cytosol. The transcript has 13 exons.